AUGAGAGGUGUCAAGGUUUUUGCUGGGCGCUCGCAUCCCGACCUUGCUGCUGCGAUAUGCGAACGAUUAGGGACACAGCCUGGCAAAUGCGACCUGGGCUACUUUGCCAACGGAGAGACGAGAGUACAGCUCAACACUUCGAUACGCAACGAGGAUGUCUUCAUUGUCCAGAGUGGUAGCAAAAAUAUCAACGACUCCGUGAUGGAGCUGUUGAUCAUGAUCGCUGCUUGCAAAGGCGGCUCCGCCAAAUCAAUAACUGCUGUUAUGCCCUACUUUCCAUACGCGCGUUCAUCGAAAAAGAAGAGCCAUCGAGGUGCCAUCACCGCGAAGUUGCUGGCGAAUCUGAUGGCAGUCGCAGGAGUAACUCAUCUCAUCACAGUGGAUCUUCAUGCAGCUCAGAUGCAAGGCUUUUUCCACCAUGGUAUAGAUAAUCUUCACUGUGAGCCACUCCUCGUACGUUGGAUCAAAGGAAGUAUACCAGACUGGCAGAACGCAGUCAUUGUCAGCAAGAAUGUAGGUGGAAGCAAACGAGUGACCGCUCUAGCCGAUAUUCUUCGUCUCAGCUUCGCUUUGUGUUCUACUAACCGUUCGCGAGGUGCACACCACACCAACUCGAACAUGACAGACAGUGUGGUCUUCUUCGAUGCUAUCGAGCCGCAGGGAAUUCGUGUCAAACAAGCAGGUCAAUAUCAAAAUGGAGUGAGCAGCGGAAAUACCGAUCAACAUACAGAUAGCCCUCGGCUCUCGCAACGGAGGGCAUCUGCAAAUCAUGCCGACACCUCGCAUACGAGUAGUCCACAAAGAUCCACAAGGCCAAGAGUGGUAACCAUUAACUCCAGCCCUUUGGUCCAUACCACUAGACAAGAGUCUGCCUCACCUUCCUCGUCGCCCGAUCGUGGUCUACUCCGUGUGGACACAGCACCUAGUGCACGCAGACCCUCAGAAUACGAAGCGCAAGCCGGAUUCCAUGACGAGAAAGCCCGGGACGUGGUGAUCGGACGUCUUGUGCAGGGACACAUAGUAGACGAUGAUCACCCAUCUCCUGCGCUAUCGGCUCUGUCCGGCUUUGGCUUCGCUGAACGUGACUCUCUCGAAGGCCCCGCAAUGGAUCCAAUGACUUCCUCCUUUAUGUCGACUACUUCUUCGGUACAGGAAGGUCAUGCUCUUGGUGGCACGUUUGAUGCGGCUGCAUCUUCUGAAGAUGAGGAAGACGAGAUAACAACACUUGAACAUACCGUAACACUCGUCGGAAAUGUUCGCGGCAAGACAGCUAUUAUUAUGGACGAUAUCAUGGAUAAGUCGGGGUCUUGGGUUGCAGCAGCAGAGACUUGCGUCAAAAUUGGAGGCGCUAAGAAGGUCUACUGCAUCAGCAUACAUGCUCUUCUCGGUGAGGGCGCACUCGAGGAGUUGGAUGCAUGUGACUGCAUCGACCAUAUCGUCGUUACGAAUACUUUCCCAAUACCGCCGGAUUUAUCGGGGAUCUCUAAGAAGCUUGUAGUAAUCGAUCUGUCGAACUUGCUGUCCGAAGCAAUUCGUCGCAACCAUCACGGCGAAAGCGUCUCGAGCCUUUUCAUGCAGGAUUAG
Molecule: messenger RNA, 1584 nt
Organism: Lithohypha guttulata
Lineage: Eukaryota; Fungi; Ascomycota; Eurotiomycetes; Chaetothyriales; Trichomeriaceae
Gene: PRS1
Product: ribose-phosphate pyrophosphokinase 1
Exons: 2
Coding region: 1-1584 (527 amino acids)
Biological process (GO): purine nucleotide biosynthetic process; 5-phosphoribose 1-diphosphate biosynthetic process
Cellular component (GO): cytoplasm; ribose phosphate diphosphokinase complex
Molecular function (GO): ribose phosphate diphosphokinase activity; magnesium ion binding
Source: RefSeq, a predicted model, not a curated record